AUGGCCAUCAUCGGCAUGUUUUUCCAGGACGGCCUCACAGGAUCCGCGUGGGGUGACUGGGCGAACUACACUGCCUCGCCGCUCCGAGCUGAGCCCGUCUCCGCUGCUGCGGCGGCUGCUGCGGCAAAGGCUGCCGCAGCCAAGGCGGGCGCUAGCGCGGGUGCGAAAACUGUGGCCGCCACCACCGGUGUGGGUGCGGGCACCGGCAAGUCUUUGAGCGGCGAGGACGAAGAUGUGCCACCUCAGCCUAGCUUCGACCCUGCCAACGAGGUCGGCGUGACCGAGCCCUUCGGCUACUUUGACCCGGCCGGCUUCUGCAAGAAAGGCGACCUGGCCGGCUUCCGCAACUUGCGCGCUGCCGAGAUCAAGCACGGAAGGGUAGCGAUGAUGGCUGCAGUUG
Messenger RNA from Symbiodinium pilosum, 400 nucleotides. The record is from the annotation of a GenBank genome assembly. NCBI's taxonomy places the organism in Eukaryota, Dinophyceae, Suessiales, Symbiodiniaceae.